Messenger RNA from Sander lucioperca (pikeperch), 2668 nucleotides. It is a transcript of the gene eif2d, whose product is annotated as eukaryotic translation initiation factor 2D. The transcript is spliced from 15 exons. Bases 177 to 1955 code for a protein of 592 amino acids. The record is from RefSeq and is a predicted model, not a curated record. Gene Ontology annotation, molecular function: RNA binding; translation initiation factor activity. NCBI's taxonomy places the organism in Eukaryota, Metazoa, Chordata, Actinopteri, Perciformes, Percidae. Gene Ontology annotation, biological process: translational initiation; formation of translation preinitiation complex.
CGCGGUACAGUUUCACGUCGGACUUAAAUAUGUGUCGGACCAUCAUACCCUAGGCUCAUACUGUAAAGCCAAUAUAAGACUAUUUCGCUGGUGCAGCGGCUUCGUUUGAGAGUUUGUGUGCUGAUAUAAUGAAAACAGUUACAUUAUCUGAGAGAAGUUGAUCAUUUCCUGAAAAGAUGUUUGUCAGACCGUUUCGUGUCAAAUCCAACACCGCAAUCAAAGGAUCAGACAGGAGAAAGCUCAAAGCUGACAUAUCUGCAGCCUUUCCUUCACUGUCUGCUGACGAGCUGUCUGAGCUGGUCCCCAACAAAGAGGAAUUAAAUGUGGUGAAGAUUUAUGUACAUAAGGGAGAUUCUGUGACACUUUAUGUUCUUCACAAAAAUCCACUGUUCUUUGAAUUGGAGAAACGACUUUAUCCCACAGUAUAUGUGCUUUGGCGCUACCCUACUAUCCUGCCAACAUUUAGGACAUGGCCUCCUGUGCUUCAAAAGUUGAUUGGAGGGGCAGAUCUCAUGCUGCCAGGUGUGGUGGCGCCUUCAAGCGGCCUCCCAGAUGUGAAACAAGGCGACUGCUGUUCUGUUACAUUAGUGAACAAUAGAGCUCCUGUUGCAGUUGGCACUGCUGCAGUGUCCAGAGACGAGAUGCAUAGUUUGGGUAUGAAAGGGAGAGGAGUGUGUGUUCUCCACGCGUACAUGGAUAAUCUCUGGGCUUUUGGAGACAAGUCAGGUCCUCCUCCUUUACCGGAUGCAGAGAGUGAAGGACAAGGGGUGAAUGGAGAGGAAUAUGAGGUCGAUGACAUGGAGGAGGAGGAGGCUGAGAAGUGUGUGGAGGAGGAGCAGAGUCCCUGUCAAACAGUCACAGAUCAAGCCUGCUCUGGUAUUGAGGAGCUGAGUCUGACUGAGCAGGAGGAAGAGAAAGGUGAUAAGGGCAAUGAGGAAGAGGAGGGGAACCAGGAUGACCAGAAAAUGCCACAAGAGCUAAUGGACGCCUUGCUGUUGCAGUGUUUUCUCCAUGCUCUCAAGAGCAAAGUGAAGAAGACAGAUCUCCCCCUGCUGACCAGUACAUUUCUCCGCAAUCACAUGUUCGCCUGCUGCCCAAGUGGAAAGCAACUUGAUAUCAAGAAAUCCAGCUAUAAAAAGCUGUCCAAGUUUCUACAGGCCAUGCAGAAGCAGCACAACCUUGUGCGAGUGAAAGAACUGACCAAGGGUGUGGAAAGCAUUGUGGAGGUGGACUGGAAAAAUCCAGAACUGCGUUCCAUCAAAGUUCCCGAGGAGACAGAUGUUGAAGCAACUCCGGUGCAGGAUGGAGGGGAAGGAGAACCUCUGUACCAUCCCCCUGAGAUCACAACUCUGUACUCUGUGUCAGCUCGACUGGAGCCUCUCUUUCUAGAUGCAAAGAAGAGGAAAGGAACAAUACUGCAGCCUGCUGAAGUGAGACAUAUUGUCACAGAGUAUGUGAAGAAGAAUGAACUGGUGGAUGAAAAUAAUAAGAAUUACGUGACCAUAAACCCUACUCUGUGUGACUGCUUGCUGGAUAAAUCAGAGUACCAGGAGGUCGAGUCUCUCAAGUGGGAUGACCUCUUUAGCAGGACAUUGGAAAGAAUGCAGGAGUGCUAUCAAGUUGUGUUCCCCGGACAAGCACCCAUAAAGAAGAAGGGCCACAUUGAGCCCAUAGACAUCUCUGUGGCUUCUCGAGGCUCCAAUAAGAAGGUGACUCUAGUAAAGAACCUGGAAGUAUACGGUUUGGAUCCUGCAGUCGUUGCCACUGCUUUGCAGCGUAGAGUCCAGGCCAGCUCUGUCUUACAGCCCAUCCCUGGGUCCAAGGACAAAGUGCUGGUCCAGAUCCAAGGCAAUCAGAUUCAUCAAGUUGGCAAUUUGCUACAAGGUCAUUAUCAAAUUCCUCGCAAGUACAUCCAAGGACUAGACAAAGCUCCAAAAGGGGGAAAGAAGAAGUAACAUUUCAACCUGCUAAACCAACCAUUUACUGUCUUUAAAGCUGCUUUACUGUCGGCCAUUCAUAAUAAAUACAGGUGAUUUACUGUCCUCUUCUAAAGGUUGAUGAAUGUCGCAAUUUUGUUGUGUUCUUUUGUACUGAUUCAGCUCUCAGAGAUAUUAGUAAGUUAUUGAUAGGAUCAUUUAAAAACAAGACCAGUAUUGUUUUACCUAAUUCCUGAUGGUGAAAAGAGCUUUUGGAAAAAACUAGGGCUGCCCCCUGAAAGUUGAAGAUUGGAAUCAUCAGUCGGAGACCCCUCAGUCGACUGAGGUUCUUCAAGUCGAGCAGUCAGGGGGUUUUUUUCAGUCAGUUUUGUCAGUGUGCAGUGUACUUCUGGGGUAUUUCAGUCCCCAGAAGAAACUGCAGAGUGAGCACUUCUCGCUUUCAGAGUAAGUCUGUGUGAGAUGAAUGCAGCUGCCCAGAGGAAGAGAGGCCUUGUCCGGUCAGACUCUGAGUUAAUGUUACCUUCUGUCUUUUGCUUAGAAGUGGUACCUUUACAGCUCACAGCAACUUGUCACGAUAUACUCUCUGGCUUUUCCGAUCCGUUGUUAGUAAUUAGCUUGCAUUAGCUCGGAGGGUGCUCUUGACUUGUUUACAAUUUUAUGUGAACGUCACUGUCACCCUGUUCAAAAAUCUGGCAGUUCAAUAACACUGUGCUUGAUAGUCUAAAUGAAGA